Molecule: messenger RNA, 891 nt
Organism: Elgaria multicarinata webbii
Lineage: Eukaryota; Metazoa; Chordata; Lepidosauria; Squamata; Anguidae
Gene: DUSP13A
Product: dual specificity phosphatase 13A
Exons: 3
Biological process (GO): negative regulation of MAPK cascade; protein dephosphorylation
Cellular component (GO): cytoplasm
Molecular function (GO): MAP kinase phosphatase activity; protein tyrosine/serine/threonine phosphatase activity
Source: RefSeq, a predicted model, not a curated record
AUGACAGCUGGACAGGCUCACGGAUCACAGUAAACAAGCCAACCUGGUUCUCUUUCUCAGGUUUCAGAGGGCAGAGUUGCUGCUUUAAUGAUGAUGGCUGAAGACUGUGUAUCAGUCUCCAAAGACCCCGAAGGCUCUGGAACAUCCACAGCAGAAACCACCUCUAUUAAAGACAUAGAACAGCUCUUGAAUUCUGGGAGCCCUUCCUGUAAUCAUGCUGAUGAAGUAUGGCCUAAUCUUUUCUUAGGAGAUCAUGUUGCAGCCCACAGCAGAUUUGAUUUGUGGAAAAUGGGCAUUAGCCAUGUUUUAAAUGCUGCUCAUGGCACAAUAUAUUGCCAAGAACCCCAUGACUUUUAUGGCACUACUAUUGAAUACCAUGGUGUACCAGCUCAUGACCUUCCUGGUUUUGACAUCAGUCCAUAUUUCUACUCAGCAGCAGAAUUUAUACACAAAGCCUUGACUACACCAGGAGGCAAGAUCUUCGUGCACUGUGCAUUUGGGAUAAGCCGGUCAUCUUCCUUGGUGCUGGCAUACCUCAUGAUCUACCAUAAUUUCUCUUUGAUUGAAGCAAUUCAGACAGUGAAAGAGCAUCGGUGGAUUUUCCCUAAUCGAGGGUUUCUGAAACAACUGAGAAAUUUGGAUGUUCAGCUAAGAAAACAUUAAGCUAAAGAGGAAAAAAUAAACAAACCCUUGAUAAUCAGGAAAACAGUAUUUUUAAGCCUUGUUCUAAAUGUCAUAGAAUGUUUUCAUUAAAAUUUGUUCUUCAUAUUAAUUCCCUAGGUUUUCAAACAACAACCAGUACAUGCUGGUAACUAUAUCUGCAGAAAUUAUUUUAUAUAAUACAAUUUAUGCUACAGUGGUAAUUUUGCCUUAUUUUAGGCUUUUUUGUGG